Molecule: messenger RNA, 1425 nt
Organism: Mangifera indica (mango)
Lineage: Eukaryota; Viridiplantae; Streptophyta; Magnoliopsida; Sapindales; Anacardiaceae
Exons: 3
Coding region: 1-1425 (474 amino acids)
Molecular function (GO): protein binding
Source: RefSeq, a predicted model, not a curated record
AUGGACCGAGAAGGCGAGACGGACAGUAAAAGAGAGAUGUACGUGCCUUAUCGGGCAGCCUUGAACAACGAUUGGGAAUCUGUGAAGGACUUCUACAAGAAAUAUGAUCUUAGGCUGUCAUAUCCUAUAACGGCAUCCAAGGACAAUGCAUUUCACUUGGCAACGUUCAGCAAAAGAAAAGAACCGCUUCAAUCUUUACUUGAUAUUUCCGAAAGUAUUUCCGAAAGUAAUCCUAUGAUGAGGUAUGGCUACUUAGAAACGAACGGCUACGGGAACACGCCUCUUCAUGAGGCUGCGGCCAAUGGGAACCUGGAGGCCGUACAGGCCUUGGUCAAUCAUCAUCAGAAGCUCUCCCUGGAAGAUUUUGGAAUUGAAGAUGAGAAUGAGUUGCUGGAGGCUGAGAAUACGAAAGGCGAAACCCCACUUUUUAUUGCCGCAGCAUUUGGGAGUACAGAAGUGGUGAAGUUUUUAGCUUCAAAAUCAUUAAAAAAAUCGAUCCGAGUAUGUUUUAAGUUAAAAGAGGCACACCGCCAACACAUAGGAUUGAUCAAUGUAGAGCCCGAAUCUGAUGCCUCCAAUCGGCUGUCCAGAGUCAUCCAGAGCGAAAUAAUAUUAAAGCCCAAACCUGAUGCCUCCACUCAGCUGUCCAGUGCCAUCCGGGGUGAAAUAAUAUUAGAGCCCAAACGUGAUGCCUCCGAUCAGCUGUCUAGUGCCAUACAGGGUGAAAUAACGUUAGAGCCCAAACCUGAUGCCCUCAAUCAGCUGUCUGGUGCCAUCCGGGGUGAAAUAAUAUUAAAGCCCAAGCCUGGCGCAACCCAAAAAGAAACAUCCAAGAAAGAACCUGAUGUCUCCACUCAGCUGUCCAGUGCCAUCCGGGGUGAAAUAAUAUUAGAGCCCAAACGUGAUGCCUCCGAUCAGCUGUCUAGUGCCAUACAGGGUGAAAUAACGUUAGAGCCCAAACCUGAUGCCCUCAAUCAGCUGUCUGGUGCCAUCCGGGGUGAAAUAAUAUUAAAGCCCAAGCCUGGCGCAACCCAAAAAGAAACAUCCAAGAAAGAACCUGAUGUCUCCACUCAGCUGUCCAGUGCCAUCCGGGGUGAAAUAAUGUUAGAGGCCAAACCUGAUGCCCCCAAUCAGCCGUUUGGUGCCAUCCGGGGUAAAAUAAUAUUAGAGCCCAAGCCUAGCCAAAAAAGAGGCCCUGAUGCCUCCAUUCUGCACGUUGCCAUCGCAGGACACCAUUUUGAAACGGCUCUAUAUCUACUGAAUCAGGAUGAAUCGUUAGCAACGGUCAGGGACCUAAAGGGCUGGACCUCUCUUCACCUACUAGCAACCAUGCCCGCAGCUUUCGAAAGUGGAUAUCGAUGGGGCACAUGGAUCCACAGGGUCUUAUAUUUCUGUAAGUCUUUCAAUGAGUCCAAUCGAUCUUGA